Messenger RNA from Aspergillus welwitschiae, 491 nucleotides. RefSeq lists its product as uncharacterized. Lineage: Eukaryota; Fungi; Ascomycota; Eurotiomycetes; Eurotiales; Aspergillaceae. The transcript has a single exon. The record is from RefSeq and is a predicted model, not a curated record. Bases 105 to 266 code for a protein of 53 amino acids.
GUUAAAAUUGUGAGGCAACACCAACAUUCCUCUACAGGAGCACAUGUGCAGGAGCUGUGCUCCGUGAAAGUGAAUAGCUAUGUCAAUGUGAUCUUCCGAAGCACAUGACUGCUCGGGACUGUGACUCAUGGGAAGUUUUCUACGAUAUACCUUACAGCGUACAGUCAAAUUCCAGCUACUCAAGAAUAUCAUUACGGCUCAGAGUUGAUAUUCAUGUUCUGAUUUGGUAUGCCAGAGACCUCUGUCUCGGAUUAACUUUCAGCUGAUAAAUGCAUGUUCUCGGAGCCGACCAGGCUAUGGGUCAUGACAUUACUAGCUGAGAGACAAUGGUGUGUCACUGUCUGGGGAAUGGUCUCGACUUCGUAUUACUUCCAGCCUAUGGUAGCAUUUGUUGCUGUUAAACCCCACCCAAGCUUCGUGAUCCAUUCUUAAUUAGCGGGCGACUGGUUGUGGGAGGCAGCGAGUGCAGGUAGUGGGCUUAAAUGAGACGG